GUCAAGUCAGCCAGGGUCAAAAUAAGAGACUUGGCGACCCAUGGUUGCUCCCAGCUCGUGUCCUUGGCCUUCCUGAAGACACCUUGGAACGCCUCACGAGGUUUUUGUUCACAGAUUACUAAUUUAAGAAAAUGAGGCAGACGGAAGUGUUAGCCAAGACCUUCCAAGGCCCAGCUGUUGUCUGUAGGACUCCAAACAGCCACGUUUACAUGUUCAAGAAUGGCAGUGGGGACUCCGGGGACUCCUCCGAGGAAGAGUCCCAUCAUGGGGUGUUACGACCUCGGGGCAAGGAGCGCCAGAAGAACAGCAUCCAACAUCCUCAGCAGCCCGGAGCAGGCAGCGUGGUUCUGCUGCAGCGGGAGCUGGCCCAUGAGGACAGCCUCAACAAACUGGCUCUCCAGUAUGGCUGCAAAGUUGCAGAUAUCAAGAAAGUGAACAACUUCAUCCGAGAACAAGACCUGUAUGCUUUGAAGUCCAUCAAGAUUCCGGUGAGAAACCAUGGGAUCCUCACAGAGACCCACCAAGAACUAACCCCCCUGCGGACCCCGUCCUCUGAGACCAGAGUGACCCUGAUCGAACUGCCGGAAGAAGAAGAUGCUGCCGCUGGGGCCGCUGCUCAGGGUAGCCAGCUGACGGACUUCUUCAAGGGAAUCGAUGAGAACAUUGAGCGGGCCGUGCACUCUGACGUCUUCCACAGCGAUAGCUGCUCUGUGGAGGCUCAGCCACUCCUCCCCACAGCCCAGAAGCCAGCAGCCGAUGGUGCCGACUGCGGAAUUCAGUGGUGGAAUGCCGUCUUCCUCAUGCUUCUCAUUGGGAUCGUGUUGCCCGUGUUUUAUCUCGUCUACUUUAAAAUACAAGCCACCGGGGAAGCCGCAAGCGGCUUGAAUGCAACCGUUGUCCCCAAUGGCUCUCUGACACUAAACUCAGGUCCAGGGCAAGCCCCCAGGCUGGCAAUUCCAGUGCCCACCCUCCCCGUUUCGGACAACCAGGUCAGCUCAACCACCCAGGCAGGAGCCUAAGCUCGUUUAUUCUAAGAUUGGCGAUGCUUUGGCUGUUGGCUCUUGUGUGGGUAGCUGUCACUGGCUACUUCCUGGGAAUGUUGCACUUUGCUGGAAUGUGUGGACAGCUAAAGAAGUUACCAUAUCAAUCUGGAUUGUACGGACUUGAGGAAGGGCCUGGCCUAACACAAUGAUGCAGGAGCCCAGACGUCAUCGUCCCAGUAAGAGAGACGGUUACAUGAAACCAGUGGCUGUUUCUUAAAGACAUGUAGGGGCAGGCUGUGAGAUCCUAUGCAGCCACUCUGUGUGGGCCCCUGCGUAGAACACUGCAAGGAAUCUACAGUGAUGGCGGUCCCACUGUUGGGUGGGGUCAGAUGACUGUCACCGUGUUGCUGCCUGCUAAGGGUGGGGGUGGGUCUGUGCCUGGGUAGACCGAGGUGCCUUGCCCUAUGUCACUGAGUUUCAGAGUGACGGAUGACAGCUGUGACAGCCUGGCGUGUUUGCCUCUUCACUUGGCCCCGUUGAGGCACUGCCACUUCGGAAGUGAGACUGCCCCAAGUCCAAACUGCCAUCCUUUGAUUUAAGCUGCAGUUCGGUCCCUCGUCCUGUUGGAGCUUUAUGGUCUCCCACGUGGGCAUAUCUUAAACCAGACACAGGGCCACCGCUCUGAUUCACAGUAGAGGCACCUCUGUGGUGAUGGCUCCCUGGGUUCUUCCAGUUGCAUCUUGGGAGCAGCUGUUAUCGACAGGUGGUUUGAAGGGACGACAUCUGCCAUUAGGAUCCCCACACAUGCACUUCGGGGGCCAACCCACUGUCAGACCAGUGUUGCCAAGACCAGUGGCCUCCACCCCUACCCCACCAUGUGUGCCCAGAGCAGAGUGUUCUCCCUGUUGCCUCCUUGACUCAGUGCUGUCCUUAAACUUCCAGAUUGUGUGUCUCAGUGUUAAAGCCAGACAUGAUGUCAGUCAGCUUUGCGCUACUGUUCAAAAUGAUCUUAGGUAGGAAAGGGCUCUUUUGGGUCGAGGUUCCGAUCCAUGGCCUGAUUGGAGGGCAUCCAUGGAGGAGAGUGUGGUGGAACAAAGUGUCCAUAUACCAGGAAGAGAGGGAGAGGCGAGGAGCUUGGGUCUCAGGGUCACCUUCAAGGUCAUGCCUGCAGUGACCUAACUUCUUCCCACUAGACCCCAUUUCUUAAUGUUUGCACCCCUUCCCAAUGCCAAGGUGAAGACCAAGCCUUUGAGAUAUUUGCCUUUGAGGGACAUCCAAACCCCAACAAUGUGACUCAGGCUGUAAAAGAGAACACUAGACACCGGAGGGUGCAAGACACCCAAGGUUUUCUCAGUCACUCCCUGGGGUCAGUAGCCAUCCAUGUGCUGAAAGGGGUGUGGGAGAAAGGGCUAAGCCAGCUUGCCUUGGACCUUAGAAAGGGCCCGAGGUAGCUGGGGGCUCAGCAUCAGGGAACGAGCGCAGAAGGCAAGCAGGGAGCUCCAGUGGUGAGCUGGGGGAUGCUCGGGCCACUUGACACUAGGCCUGGAAAUCUGACCAGAGGAGCAGAACAGUUCUUGAGCUGGGUGUUCAGUUGUUCUGAAAACCAAUCUGCCCAGGGCACACAUAGCAAGUUUAAAGCAUCUUCAGAAUUUAAUAUUUUGAGGCCAAAACUGAACCUGUGAAUCUGGAUACAGUAAACGUCCAUUAUGUUUGGUGAUUUCUAUCUGGAUGCUCAUACCAUUGUUUCUGUGAAGUUCCUCUUCAAUGUUGUCACUGUUAACUUCAGCAGGCAGGGCUCAGAGUCCCCCGGGAAAACCGUUUGGCCAGACAAAGAAUGUGUUUUAUUCUGUCUCAGUAGGGACUGAUGGUGACUGCUUGUGCACAGUCGUGUGUGGGCUCCUAAGUAGAACACGACAAGGGACCUGCAGUGUGUCAGUGCUCCUGGAGCUGGAUGGUAUGGAAUGACUGUCACAGUGACCCCGCCUGCCAAGGGCGGGGGAUGGGCUUGGCACAGCCACCUUCUGUGGGUGGACCAAGGUACUGUGCAAUAGUAUCCAUAUGUCACUGAGUUUUACACAAGUUACAGCUGUGACUUAGAUUUCUGUAUUUUUCUCAAGUAGAAUAAAGUAUUUCUUCUGUGAAGGAAA
Alexandromys fortis (reed vole) is the source of this 3130-nucleotide messenger RNA. RefSeq names its product LysM domain containing 4 (gene Lysmd4). The record is from RefSeq and is a predicted model, not a curated record. The transcript has 3 exons. Bases 132 to 1019 code for a protein of 295 amino acids. NCBI's taxonomy places the organism in Eukaryota, Metazoa, Chordata, Mammalia, Rodentia, Cricetidae.